This is a messenger RNA of Mus pahari (shrew mouse), 2393 nucleotides long. It is a transcript of the gene Pofut2, whose product is annotated as protein O-fucosyltransferase 2. Lineage: Eukaryota; Metazoa; Chordata; Mammalia; Rodentia; Muridae. The transcript has 9 exons. The record is from RefSeq and is a predicted model, not a curated record. Gene Ontology annotation, biological process: protein O-linked glycosylation via fucose. Bases 85 to 1374 code for a protein of 429 amino acids. Gene Ontology annotation, molecular function: peptide-O-fucosyltransferase activity.
GCUACUGGAGACGCGUUCCGCAGGGCGGACAGGCACGCUUCCGGAGCGGGGUGCGGCAGCCGGAAGUGCGUGGCCGCCGGGGCCAUGGCGGCGCUCAGCGUCGUCUGCCUGCUGCUGGCAGCGGCAUCCUGGCGGCCGGUCUCGGCUUCAGGAGAAGAAUUCUGGCCCGGCCAAUCGGCGGCGGACAUCCUGUCCGGGGUGGCAUCCCGCAGACGGUACCUUCUGUAUGAUGUCAACCCCCCAGAAGGCUUCAAUCUCCGCAGGGAUGUCUAUAUCCGGGUGGCAUCCUUGCUGAAGACACUGCUGAAGACUGAGGAGUGGGUGCUUGUCCUGCCCCCGUGGGGCCGCCUCUACCACUGGCAAAGCCCUGACAUCCACCAGGUCCGGAUUCCCUGGUCCGAGUUUUUUGACCUUCCGAGUCUCAAUAAAAACAUCCCCGUUAUAGAGUAUGAGCAGUUCAUUGCAGAGUCCGGCGGGCCCUUUAUCGACCAGGUGUACGUCCUGCAAGGCUACGCCGAGGGCUGGAAGGAGGGCGCCUGGGAGGAGAAGGUGGACGCGCGGCCCUGCAUUGACCCUCUGCUGUACUCGCAGGACAAGCAUGAGUAUUACAGAGGCUGGUUUUGGGGCUACGAAGAAACACGGGGUCUGAAUGUCUCCUGCCUGUCCGUCCAGGGGUCGGCUUCCAUUGUCGCGCCUGUUCUCUUAAAAAACACAUCUGCUCGGUCUGUGAUGCUGGACCGAGCUGAGAACCUGCUUCACGACCACUAUGGAGGCCGGGAGUACUGGGAUACCCGGCGUAGCAUGGUGUUUGCAAAGCACUUGCGGGCCGUGGGAGACGAGUUCAGGAGCCAGCACCUCAACUCGACGGAUGCCGCUGAUAAGAUGGCCCCGGAGGAAGACUGGACGAAGAUGAAGGUUAAACUUGGUUCAGCACUAGGCGGCCCCUACCUCGGAGUCCACCUGAGAAGGAAGGACUUCAUCUGGGGCCACAGGGAGGAUGUGCCCAGCCUGGAGGGUGCCGUGAAGAAGAUCCGCAGCCUCAUGAAGACUCAUCAGCUGGACAAGGUGUUCGUGGCCACAGACGCCAUCAGGAAGGAACAGGAAGAACUGAGGAAGCUGCUGCCGGAAAUGGUGAGGUUUGAGCCCACGUGGGAGGAGCUGGAGCUGUACAAGGAUGGAGGCGUCGCCAUCAUCGAUCAGUGGAUCUGUGCUCAUGCCAGGUUUUUUAUUGGCACCUCCGUUUCCACAUUUUCUUUUCGGAUUCAUGAAGAGAGAGAGAUCCUAGGGUUGGACCCCAAGACAACAUACAACCGGUUUUGUGGAGACCAGGAGAAAGCGUGCGAGCAGCCCACGCACUGGAAGAUUGCAUACUGAGGGCCCCUUAUCCACCGCCUGCCAGUCACUCGGUCACAGGGUCCCAGAGGAAGCCCCCACAUGGGUGGCAACACAUCUAGAGCCCAUGUUCUCACGUGUCCAUGGGCCGACAUCUACCUGUGUCUAGGCUCUGCCACCUUCAGGAUUCACAACUGUGUCUUCUCUCAGGACCUGAGAACCCACAUCCCCAUCAUAGAUGUCACAUGUGUGUCCCCAUCACAGAUGUCACAUGUGUGCUAGUUCAGAAAUGGAAGAACAUUUGUCAGCUCCGACACAGGCCUCUCAGCCACCUUCCUGAGCAAGUUGAGCAUGGCCAGCGUGUGGCAGCUGCCUCAGGUGUGGGUGCGGGCUCCUGAGGUGUUGGGGUGACUCUGAUGCCCUCAGGUGUGGGUGCGGGCUCCUGAGGUGUUGGGGUGACUCUGAUGCCCUCAGGUGUGGGUGCGGGCUCCUGAGGUGUUGGAGUGACCAACGACGAUGACGACGACUGAGAUCACUUCACACAUGGCCAGCGUGAGCCGACACCAGGCCUUGCCUCAGCCUCCACCUGUGUGGGACCCCCACUAAUUUCCUCCUGGGGGGAACGACUCAGGCACUGUUGUCAUCAGAGUGACAGCCCUAGAGCCUUGCCAGUGACUUCCUCGCCUCACAUGGACCCCCAGGCUCACACUGCACAUGCUGAGAAAUAGAAUUGAGAAGUAACAGAAAUGGCCUUCAAAAGGCCACACCUUAGACACUCCCCUGCUUUAUGAAACCCUUCUCUGGGCCUCAUGCUGCACCGCAGGAGGCAGAGUCAGCACCGCUGUUGCCAGGGCACCCCCAGGCACCCCUCCCAGUGCUGUGCACUGAGCAGCCCCCACUCAGCUACUGCCCAGGUCUCCGUCCCAAGCACCAAGGUAGACCCUGAGCACAGACAGGGCCCUGUGGCCCACUCAGCUGACCAGCUAGAAUCACGUAUUUAUUUUCCAUUUGUACAUCCAAGCGUAUUAAUAAAAUACUUUUUCAAGAAAGCUUCAGUCCUA